GAUUAGGAUUCCGUCCAUGGCCCAAUGAUACGGACAGCAAGAGUACUCUGAUCUGGUACCGUGGCAAGGAGAAGCUGAGCUACAAGUUUUGGACAGAUACUUUGGAGAGCUUCCUAGAUGUUUACAGGAGGCCAGGUCUGACGCCGGGGAGGGGACAGAACAUCUACAACUGCGACUAUGAUCGACCGCCGGGACGCGGUCAGGUGUGCGACGUCGACGUCAAGAACUGGUUUCCCUGCACCUCUGAGAACAAUUUCAACUACCAUCAAUCGAGCCCUUGUGUUUUUCUCAAACUGAACAAGAUAAUUGGUUGGCAACCGGAGUACUACAAUGAGACUGAAGGCUUUCCAGAUAAUAUGCCAGGUGACCUCAAACGACACAUUGCCCAACAGAAGAGUAUCAACAAGCUGUUUAUGCAAACAAUCUGGAUAACUUGCGAAGGAGAGGGUCCUCUAGACAAGGAGAAUGCAGGGGAGAUCCAGUACAUCCCUAGACAGGGAUUUCCGGGCUACUUCUACCCUUACACUAAUGCCGAGGGCUACCUGAGUCCCUUGGUAGCCAUUCACUUCAAGAGGCCUAAAACGGGUGUAAUAAUCAACAUUGAGUGCAAGGCUUGGGCGAAGAACAUCUAUCACGAUCGCAAGGAGGGCAUCGGCAUAACUCACUUCGAGAUUCUUGUCGACUGACAAUCAAUCAAAGGCUGCUAACCGCCAUUUAAAACUUGAACCAAUCACAGAUGAUAGCUGCCAAUCACAACCGUCGGUUAUGAUAACUAAUUUCUGAAUUCUGAUUUCUCAUUAAAUGGUAAACUGAUAA
Messenger RNA from Nilaparvata lugens (brown planthopper), 816 nucleotides. RefSeq names its product sodium/potassium-transporting ATPase subunit beta-2. NCBI's taxonomy places the organism in Eukaryota, Metazoa, Arthropoda, Insecta, Hemiptera, Delphacidae. The record is from RefSeq and is a predicted model, not a curated record. Gene Ontology annotation, cellular component: sodium:potassium-exchanging ATPase complex. Gene Ontology annotation, molecular function: ATPase activator activity. Gene Ontology annotation, biological process: sodium ion export across plasma membrane; potassium ion import across plasma membrane; intracellular potassium ion homeostasis.